This is a messenger RNA of Closterium sp. NIES-67, 1507 nucleotides long. Lineage: Eukaryota; Viridiplantae; Streptophyta; Zygnematophyceae; Desmidiales; Closteriaceae. The record is from the annotation of a GenBank genome assembly.
GGCGUUUGUCAUCCCCACCUCAACUGUUCUUUCACGUCAGCUCGGUAGUUGCCAGGGACUAAACUAGCUUCAACGACGCCCCACUCUUUCCUGCCUGCGUAUCUGACUGUGUGUGUUCAACGAACAUUACAAUCGUCGCCAUCGCACUGACAACUCUCAGCUUCCGUGUGACAGCUAAGGGUGUUCCUUUUUUGGAUACGCAGCGCUUUCAUUUCGCCCUCACACCAUUAAACAUCUGGGAGCCGAAGCCUUUUCAGCAGAAUAUUAGUAGCUUCAGUAUUCAGUCCCCCUGCUGAUUCUCGUGCGUCGUAUUUUCCGUCGCUCAGUGGCGAGUCGGCCACAAUGGUCAGCCUAACUAGUAUGUUCCAUCGCAAGACGCAAGCGACGCUCGUGCUUCUACCCGAUGGCUCCAUGAAACUCUACACGGGCAAGGUGAAAGCCGGUGAUUUGAAAGGCGAAUACCCCAACUAUUACGUCACGUCGGAUGCAGAGCAAUCGACGCCACUCGACCCCAACACCCAGUUGCAACCUGGGGGGACGUACUAUUUAAACGAGAGCGCGGACGCACAGGCGGCGGUAGGAGCUCCAGUGGAAAAGGCGGAGGCUGGGACUGCUACUUCGACGCCGGCUGCAGCUGAAACUGCGCCGAAGCAAGUGGAGAGCGAAUUCGACGGCGUGGAUGAUGACCUCCUUUCGUACCUGACACUUAACGACGCCUCCGGAUUCUCUCCCGCCGGCGAUCAAUCUCACCGCCGCAGCUUGGAUUCCCGCAUGACCAAGUUCGGCGCAACGGAAGACCUUUCCACCUCCGCCGCCAACAGCCCCGCGUUCCGUAGCUUCCGCGGCUCCCCCGGCUCCGCCGUCGCGACGCCGGCCGCCGUCGCAUCCUCGCGCCGUCGGUCCAUGGGCGAGUACCCCGCGGCGCUGAGCCCCAUGACGGGGGGAGCUGCAGGCGCGCACCUAAGCGGAGGCGGCGGCGACGUUUUUGGCGGAUCAGGCCCGUACCACAGAACAUUGGGCGGAUCAGGGCUGAAGAACGCGGGAAGCCCGGCGGGCAUGGUCAUGGCGUCGCGAGCGGUUGGCGGGGAUAUGGUGGGCCAGCAGGGGUCCACGUCGCCAGCGACACACCUGGAGAGGAGAGAGAGCAUGAGUUCGGGGUCUGCUGGGUCGGGUUCUGGUUCUGGUUCAUCCCUGAUGGUGUGGUAGAAGUGACAAUUGACUCUUUGUUGGAUGGCAUUUGGUUGGCGGGUGGGUUGCGAUUUCUUGGUGGCUGAAUAUCUGCAUUUCUCGUGUUGGCUGCACGGCGAGCAGACAUGGGAGGGAGGGAGAUUGCGCAGGGAGAAGAUUUGGAUGCUGCUCUUGCUACCUGGCCCCAACAGACUCACCUUUCACGCCAUUUUUCCACUUGAUUUCAUUUUUCCCCACUUUUGCUUCCAACUCCAGGCCAGUUGUCUGUAUGAGCCCUUCACCCUUAGUGGAUGCUGUUGCUUGAUGCUGUAAUAACCCA